Rana temporaria (common frog) is the source of this 1306-nucleotide messenger RNA. It is a transcript of the gene RHBDL2, whose product is annotated as rhomboid like 2. Lineage: Eukaryota; Metazoa; Chordata; Amphibia; Anura; Ranidae. Gene Ontology annotation, molecular function: serine-type endopeptidase activity. Bases 387 to 1259 code for a protein of 290 amino acids. Gene Ontology annotation, cellular component: membrane. The transcript is spliced from 9 exons. The record is from RefSeq and is a predicted model, not a curated record.
CCAAGGCAGCUAACCUAUGCAAAUAAAGUGCUUUGAGAGUUAGACAGUGUGAGUCACAUUUCCCAGAUGGAGUCUUCCAUAUAGAAAUCAGGUUUUUCUUCUAGGGCAAGACAAAUACGUUCACAUUACUAUUUUACAGCUUCUGUGUCACAGCGAGAAGGGAGAUGGCGUUUAUUGGAAUACAAAUCCUACAAGUUGUAUGAGAACAGCUCUGAGGCUUCAGGUUACCCAACCAGAUCUGCAUUCUCCAAACUCAGCGUGGCCUGGAGGUGGAUAACACUCUGUGGGUGGAAUUCUGUAGUAACACACCCAUGUUCUCUCACUAAAAUCAGAGUCUUCAGCAUAAGACGUGUGGACACAGGCCGACUAGCACCCACACCAUUAACAUGACUAGCACAGAACUUGAGAGGAUGGGAGGCUGGGAGGAGGAGAAUGAGGAACCAGCUGAAGAUCCUCCACCUAAAACUUGUUGGGAUAAAUUCCACACAACUAUUUCAAACUGGAUGCUGCCUGCAGACCUCAGAGACAAGUAUCUAGAAAGGGCAAACUGUUUACCGCCUCCAAUUUUUAUCAUCAUCAUCAGUAUUGCUGAGCUGGCAGUAUUCAUAUAUUAUGCAGUCUGGAAGCCACAGAAACAAUGGAUCACGCUGGAUACUGGUAUUACUAAAAGCCCCUUAACCUACGUACCAGAAAAAAGAGAGGAAGCCUGGAGAUUUAUAUCUUAUAUGCUGGUUCAUGCUGGUGUACAGCACAUUAUUGGUAACCUGUUUCUUCAGCUUCUUCUUGGCAUCCCAUUGGAGCUAGUUCAUAAAGGUCAUCGAAUUGCAUUGGUGUACCUUGCAGGAGUCAUUGGAGGAUCAUUGGCCAGCUCUAUCUUUGAUCCAUACCUGGCUCUGGUUGGUGCCUCUGGAGGAGUAUAUGCCUUAAUUGGUGGCUAUUUCAUGAAUGUCAUAGUUAAUUUCAAAGACAUGGUACCAUUGUUUGGAAUUUUUAGAAUUCUUUUCAUUAUAGUAAUAGUUGGAACGGAUGUAGGAUUUGCUUUAUUUAGAAGAUAUAUCUCUAAAGUUGCUGGGCCAAGGGUGUCAUUUGUGGCUCACUUUGCUGGAGGUCUGGCUGGAAUGUCCAUUGGUUAUACAGUAUUUAGUUCUUUUGAUAAAAACCUGAUAAAAGACCCCAGGUUCUGGAUCUGCAUUGCUGCCUACUUAGCUUUUGUGGUUUUUGCUGUACUGUUCAAUAUAUUCUUAUCUCCUGUGCCUUAAACGGGAUACCUUUGGAACAAGUAUUCUAAGUUAUCUGCAAAAUCAUG